Molecule: messenger RNA, 2144 nt
Organism: Columba livia (rock pigeon)
Lineage: Eukaryota; Metazoa; Chordata; Aves; Columbiformes; Columbidae
Gene: FEN1
Product: flap structure-specific endonuclease 1
Exons: 2
Coding region: 101-1249 (382 amino acids)
Cellular component (GO): nucleus
Molecular function (GO): manganese ion binding; 5'-flap endonuclease activity; magnesium ion binding
Source: RefSeq, a predicted model, not a curated record
ACGCCGGGAUAGGUGGGCGGGGCGAGCGGGAGCCGCUCUCUAUUGGCUGCAGGCGGCUCCCGGCGGGCACUGCGGCUGGAGCGCGGGAGCGGACGGCGGGAUGGGAAUCCAUGGCCUGGCCAAGCUCAUUGCCGACGUGGCUCCCGGGGCCAUCCGGGAGAAUGACAUCAAGUCUUAUUUCGGCCGCAAGGUCGCCAUCGACGCCUCCAUGAGCAUCUACCAGUUCCUGAUCGCCGUGCGGCAGGGAGCCGAGGUGCUGCAGAACGAGGAGGGCGAGACCACCAGCCACCUGAUGGGCAUGUUCUACCGCACCAUCCGCAUGGUGGAGAGCGGCAUCAAACCCGUUUACGUCUUCGACGGCAAACCCCCCCAGCUGAAAUCGGGGGAGCUGGCGAAGCGAACGGAGCGGCGGGCUGAGGCCGAGAAACACCUGCAGGAGGCUCAGGAGGCCGGAGAGGAGAACAACAUCGAGAAGUACAGCAAGAGGCUGGUCAAGGUGACCCAGCAACACAAUGACGAGUGCAAGAAGCUGCUGACGCUGAUGGGGAUCCCCUACCUGGAGGCGCCAGGGGAGGCAGAAGCCAGUUGCGCUGCCCUGGUGAAGGCCGGGAAGGUUUACGCGGCUGCCACGGAAGACAUGGACUGUCUGACCUUCGGCAGCCCCGUCCUGAUGCGGCACCUCACGGCCAGCGAGACCAAGAAGCUGCCCAUCCAGGAGUUCCACCUGAACCGGAUCCUGCAGGACUUGGGCCUGACCUGGGAGCAGUUUGUGGAUCUGUGCAUCCUCCUGGGCUGCGACUACUGCGAGAGCAUCCGCGGCAUCGGGCCCAAGCGCGCCGUGGAGCUCAUCAAGGAGCACAAAACCAUCGAGAAGAUCGUCCAGCAGAUCGACACCAAGAAAUACCCUCUGCCCGAGAACUGGCUGCACAAAGAGGCCCAGAAGCUCUUUCUGGAGCCCGACGUGGUUGACCCCGACGCCGUGGAGCUGAAGUGGACGGAGCCCAACGAAGAGGAGCUCGUCCGGUUCAUGUGCGGGGAAAAACAGUUCAACGAAGAGCGGAUCCGCAACGGGGUGAAGCGGCUGAGCAAGAGCCGGCAGGGCAGCACGCAGGGCCGGCUCGACGACUUCUUCAAGGUGACGGGCUCCAUCACCUCGGCCAAGCGCAAGGAGCCCGAGACCAAGGGCUCGGCCAAGAAGAAAGCCAAGACCAACAAUGCCACGGCCACCAAGGCCAAAAAGGGAAAAUAACCCGACCGGGUGAGCGCAAACCACCGCGCGGGGGGUUUAUGCUUAACCGGGAAUUUUUAGGCUGAUAACAAACAUUUUUUCUGUCCCGCAUGUUAGCGCUAGGCAGGAUGGUGCUCGAGUGCUUCGCCACAAGGUUAGUGACUCUGAGAAGCCUCUUCUCACGCAGCAAGGGGAGAAAUGAGCUGAAACAAGGGCGGUUUGGGGGUUUUGGGGAGCAGGGAACUGGGGAGCGGCAUUCAGCAGUUCCAAACUUUGGCCACAGGGAGCAGAGGAUACCCGGCAGUUAAAGAGAGACGCUGAUCGCAACCACGGUCUCUGAUAUAUUACCAGAAAAUCAAAUUUGAACAGCUCGAGAGCGCAGCAGGAGCUGGUAAUAAAGAGAUUUUUCUGCCUGACGCACUCCACCCAAAAGGAAACGGGUACGAGGAGAAACUGGGGCGAUGCGCGCAGGAGUUGGGGAGGAGAUGUGAAAUAAUGAGGUAAACGCCUCCCUUUAACAAGGUUCAGGUCUGGGUUCUGCCCUCCCUUAGUGUACUUGCUUCUCUUUGUGCCAAAAAGAAAAUCAAUUAAUUUUAAUCCCAAUUCCAGCAAAAUUUUGCCCCCUGUUAGUGCAUAAGCUGAGAACAGCUGGGCUGAGCUUAGAGCCCUCAGAGCCUGAUUUUGCUGCUGGGUUCUGGUUUAUGGUUAAAAAUGAAACCUCAGACAGAAACCCAUUCCCUCUCUGACGUUGUGAUCCACCCUCUUGUCACACACCCCAGACAGGGCCCGGGCUGAGGAAAGAAUGACACUGUCCCCUUUUUUCCUUAGUUUAUUUUAUUGUGUAUCUUGCAUAGUCUUUUCCUCUUGUCAAAGCGAUGUGCUUGGUUUUGUUUUCAGAAUAAAGUUUAUACACAAA